Molecule: messenger RNA, 894 nt
Organism: Miscanthus lutarioriparius
Lineage: Eukaryota; Viridiplantae; Streptophyta; Magnoliopsida; Poales; Poaceae
Source: the annotation of a GenBank genome assembly
AUGGAUGCGGUUGUAGCCAAGACGUUCGACGAAAUGCUCAAGAGGAUGGAGGAGUUCGACACGCGCUCUGCCGAGCGUUGGGAGCGCUUGGAGAAGAAGGGCUUCGAGGACGCAUCUGCGGCCCUUCAGGAGCGCGAGGAAGCCGUUGAUGGACGCCUCGCCGCCUUGGAGGACUUCGCUUCCUCCCAGUACACCGCCGCCGUCGUCGCCGACAACUGGGGCACCCACUUCGACUCGCGCGUCACCGAUCUGGAGCAGCGCAUGGUCGACAUCGAGCUCAUCCGGUUGGCCGAGAUCCGCGACGAACAAGACGACAGGGUGGAAGCGCUGGAGGGGGCUGUCGGGGAGCUUCAAUCCUGGCGCCCGGAGAUCGAUGGCCACCUCGACGACAUCCACUACGAGCACCGCCGUCUCACCAAGUCCCCAGCGAUGCAGCCUCAGCAACCACCGCUGAAGGCGCGUCAGGAGUCGGCCGCCGCAGCGCAACACCCUAGCAGAUCUCUGGUCGACUGGCCCAACGGGCACCGCGUCGUCAUGACUACACGGGCGCCGAAAUAUGGUUCGGUCGCGACCAUAAUUCCGACCCCGGCCAAUGCCGAUUGGUCGACUCUCUGUGCUCUGGUCCGUGAGUGCUUCUGCCGCGACCAACAUGAGCUGCUCCUUCGCCAGCUCUUCAACAUCAGGCAGACAUGCUCUGUACAAGAGUAUGUCGACAAAUUUGUUGAUCUCAUUGAGCAACUCUCAGCCUACACCCCUUACCCAAACACACUCUCUUAUACCACUCGAUUCAUUGACGGGCUCCAUGACGAUAUCCGUUCUGUUGUCCUGGUUCAACACCCUGGCGAUCUCGAUACUGCGUGUACCCUUGCUCUGUUAAAGGAAGAAGCGAUCUGA